Messenger RNA from Plasmodium relictum, 1731 nucleotides. RefSeq names its product tryptophan--tRNA ligase, putative. Lineage: Eukaryota; Apicomplexa; Aconoidasida; Haemosporida; Plasmodiidae. The record is from RefSeq and is a predicted model, not a curated record. The coding region runs from base 1 to 1731 and encodes 576 amino acids. Gene Ontology annotation, cellular component: mitochondrion. Gene Ontology annotation, biological process: tryptophanyl-tRNA aminoacylation. The transcript has 3 exons. Gene Ontology annotation, molecular function: tryptophan-tRNA ligase activity; ATP binding.
AUGAAGAAGGAACAUAUCAUAAUUUUAUCUUUUCUCUUAUUUAUUCAGAUUUAUUUUUGUAAAAAUAUUAAAGUAAGAAAAUUUAAAGGUAUUGUUUUUUAUCUCUUUAGAGUAACCAAAAUAUAUAAAAAAAAAAUUAAUUUUCAACUAAAAAAUAAUUGCACAUUUCUAACUGGAAUAAAGCCAAGUGGUAAUAUUCAUUUAGGGAAUUAUAUAGGAUGUCUACACCCUUUAAUAAAUUUAGAAGCUAAAAGAAAAAAAAAAAUUAUAGGUAAAAGAAAGGAGAAAGUUAUAAAGCUGAAUAAAAUAAUAUUAAUAGCUGAUCUUCAUUGCUUAACAAACAUAAACAACAUAUUUUCACUAAAAAAAAAUGUUUUGAAUUCUGUAAAAGUUAUUAUUUCUUUAAUAAUAGAUAUGUAUAUUAAGAAAAAAAAAUACGUAGAUAUUUACAUUAAUAACAUUAAAUUAGAAAAAAUAUUAAAAUUAUUUAAAUAUGAUUUAGAUACGAAUAUCAAUAAUUUGUUGUCUUCAAACGACUCAAAUAUAUCUUUUUCCUUCUUGGAUAAUGAAAAGGAAAUCAAUAAUUUAAAUAUAAAUAAUACUCAUAAUUUAAAGGAUAUUAAAUAUAGUGAAAGUACUAAUCUAUAUAAAAAUUCCGAGGAAUAUAUAGAUUAUAAUGAUGAAAAGUAUUAUGAAAAAAGCAUAUACCAAAAGCAUUUUUUCUAUAUUUUAAAGCAGUCAGAUAUUCAAGUUCACACAUCUUUAUAUUAUUUAAUAAAUUCUUUUACAUCCAUUAAUUUAUUGAGUUCACAUGUGCAUAUAAAAACAUGCGGGUAUAGUAAAUCUUUUUCAUUACUUUCUUAUCCUAACUUAAUGUUGUCGGAUAUUUUACUUUAUAAACCAAACUAUUUAAUAAUAGGAUUAGAUCAAAAGAAAAAUUUGGAAAUAAUCAAAAAAAUAUGUAAAAAAAUGAAUAACUAUUUUCCUUAUAUUACAAAAAUGCCAAAAAUAUAUUCAUCUAAAUUUAAUGUAGAAAUAAUGAAUUUAGAUGGUCACAACAAAAUGAGUAAAAAUGAUUUAUCAGACAACCUGGACUUUUAUAAGAUUAUUUAUCUAUUUGAUGAAAAAGAUCUAAUAGAAAGGAAAAUUAAAAGAAGCAAAACAGAUAAUUUCAAUGAUUUAAAGUAUGGAGAAACAGAUAGAAAAGAAAUAAAUAACCUCAUUAAUAUAUUUAUUUUUUUUUAUUAUUAUAAAAUUAAAAACAGUGAAAGUAUAAAAACAAAUCAUAAAACAUUUUAUUCCUUUAAAAAAAUAUUUUUAAAUAAGAGAAAGCAAAUUCCAGAAGGGAGUAAAUCCUUUUAUAAUGUUUUUCAUAACCCGAAAAAUACAAAUGAUGAUAUUAAAUAUUCAAAUAAUUUAAAAGAUGGCAUAAAAAACAAUUUAAAAAUAAUUAAUGAAGACGAUAUUUAUUUCAAGAAAAAUAACAUAAACCCAAAUUUUAAUGAAAAAGUAAUUAAUAAUAUAUUGUCUUCUUAUAAUAAUAAUUAUUAUAAUUUUAAAAAUGAAUUAUCUUUACUGAUUUACGAUCAUUUUUUAACAUCAAAAUAUUAUUAUAAUAUCCUGCUUUCAAAAGAUAAUUUAGUAAAUAAUAUUUUAAAAAUGGGGAAAAGAAGUCUUUCAAUAAGAGCAAAUGAAACUUUUAAGGAAUUCAAAAAAAAGUUAAAUAUAUAA